AUGUCUUUAAGUUAUUUCACAGAGAGCGAAGCGCCGCGAGAUUUCAAAGUCUCAUCAACAGAGAGCGACGGACAUUAUAAAAAAUGUGUUUUGUGCUACACGGUGAAAAAGAACUUCUAUUGCGCAGAAUGUGUAAGAAAUGGAAACUUUGUACAUUCUUCGAUGCCUUACUCUGAUAGAUUUGCUGAAAAACAAGCUAAACUAAUGCGCCUUAAAAUUAACAGACAGCAUGUUUUAGACAGAUGUGAAAAGUUAUUAGCCCCAAAACUUAAAAAAGAUAUUCUCCUCACAGAAACAAAGCUGUCAAGAGACAAGCUGGACUUACUAAGGCUGGCAAUAGAUCAAAGAAGAAGUAUUAUAGACACAAAGCGAAAGGAACUAGCUGAUCUAACAAGUUAUAAUAAUGAAUUGAGGCUAAAACUUCCGAGAUAUCAGAAAAGAGUAUCCAGUUUAGGCAGACAUGCUGAAAAUCAACAAAUAGAACUACAAAAUAAAAUGAGUACUUAUAAUGACCAAGCACAAGCCCUUGCUGCAUUGAGGAGGUCAAGAAUACGUCAAUUCACCAAGUAUAUCUUUCCAGUUUAUUUGAGUUAUGAUUCUAGUGAUAGUAUAGAGGAUUUAGAGUUUGUGGGUGAAGAUGCAGAAGAAGAGCCUCCACGACGACCGCAACUGCACAUUGUUGCACCGUGGAUAGAUGCUGAUGGGGAUUGUUCACACAUACAAGCUUGGGUGGCGCAAAACAAGGAGGCUGCGCUUAGCGGCGAGCCGGGACGGAACCCGGCGCAGUGCGCAGGUGCGGCGCUGCUGCUGGCCGCGCAGCUGGCGGCGCUGCUCGCUUGGACGCUAGACCUGCGGACGCCGCAUGCCAUCUCGCUCAGGUGCACCUUCGAGUACAGCACGGCACGUGCGUGGGGCGGGCCGGUGCGGCGACUGCGGGCGUGUGUCGCCGCGCUCGCCGCGCGUGCAGGCCUGCGACGCGCCCACGCCGCGCCCGGCGCGCUCGCCGCGCUGCACGCGCUCGCGCUCGCCGCCGCCGCGGACCACCCGCGCCUCGGCAGAGUGGAGCCGACUUCGUGGGACUCGGAGUGGGAGGAGGCGUGGCUGAGCGAUACGCAGUUCGACUUUGACGAGCCGGAACCCCCCGAGCACCUCAGCUGGCCCGACGCCGAACAUCAGGAGGUUGCGCGCUGCAGCCCGCCCGCGGCCGCGCCGUCGCUCGUCACGUCGCUCGCCUCCAUGUGGCGCGGCUGGACCAAGUGA
This is a messenger RNA of Parnassius mnemosyne (clouded apollo), 1260 nucleotides long. NCBI's taxonomy places the organism in Eukaryota, Metazoa, Arthropoda, Insecta, Lepidoptera, Papilionidae. The record is from the annotation of a GenBank genome assembly.